GAGCCGUGCCGUGCCGCCCCCGAGCCUGGUCCUGCCUCUGUAGCGCAGCCCCGGUGCGUGCGUGGAGCGCGGAGCGGCGGUGCCGAGGCGGUGCGUGCUCUCGGUGUUGUUGUUUGCUUUUGUGAAGAGCUGUAUCUGCUUGCAGAAAAAAAAAAUGGAGCCUUCGCUUCCUAUCCCUAAAUGACUGCUCGGCAGUAAGUGGUGCUACGCUUGAGGAAAGCUGCGUUUCCACUGCGCUGCUGAGCAGAAAUAUGAGGUGGACGCAUGACAAUUCAUUUCAAGCCAACCUUCAGUUAUUCUAGCGCGUCCCCCAGGUGCUGCAGAUUGCAGUCUCACUGCCUGCCUUCAGAAGGCUCCUCUGGAAUACCUCUCUUGAAUGGAGUUCUCCAUUAUCCUUUUGCGGCACAUAAAUACGGUCUCCAGCAGCCAUCAACAAGUCGAUUUGCUAGUCCUUCUGUCUGCUUCACCCUGCACUGAGCUAUGUCUAGGAAAGGCAUUUUGUGAGGCCGCUGUGUUGAGCACAUGAUGACAGAAAUAAUUGCAUCAAUUGCCCAAUUUUGCAGAAGGCACGAAUUUGCUCGGCGUCUGAAUGAAAGGCGAAUUCUUCCCAGUGCAAGGCGCCUUGCAGGGCUUUGCAUCCUUCUGCCUGUCUAUGGGAAUAUACAGGAAUGCAGGGCAGAUAACGCUAAUGUUGCAUUCUAUCUAUUGGGGAAGUAAGCAAUCCAAUUAAGAUUUAUUUCAGAAAUGAACUUUUAAUGCGCAAAUGGAACAACUCAAUUGGGGAAUCCUACGUAGGUUCCUUGUGGAAACCCACCCUGCCCUGCAGAGCCAUGGCACCUAGAUCUGCAGGUUCUCCUUUCUCCACUGAGAGUGAUGCUUAGCUUUCCACCUGUAGCCCAAAGUACUUCAUGGAGAUUUCCUGUUCUGAAAUAUCCAGCUCCUGCCAGAGGAGUGACCUGUGACUCCUCAAGAAGUUUGGAAGAGGUGAACUCAGUACCAUUUUGCAGGUCAGGAAGCUGAUGCACGAGGGGUUCCCUGGUGUUACCACCACACUGAGAGUGCAGCAAGGAACCGAACCCACGCCACAUGAGUCCCAGCCGUGUGCUGUGUGAAGCCACAAAUAGUCCUCACAAGCCUUCCAGAGCACAUAUUAUAUUUUGCAGACUGGGACAUACAGGCCCGAGGUGUUAAGUUUCUCCUCACUUAGCUGGUAAAUGGAAACCAGUUGCUUUGGUGUAAAAUGCAGUCGUGGGGAGAUGUUGCCUUCUGCAGUAAAUAAUAAAAUCAGUACGUAAGUAAGUAAUAAUAGGUAAUAAGAAGUGUAAAUCUGUACUUCUCUGAUCGCAUGCUCCUUCUGUCCCAAAGGAAGGAUUUGUGUGUGUCAGUUGUAUGUGUUCCAGAUCAGGAGACUGACUUUACAAUUUGGUUGGAAGUGAGGUGUUGUUUCGUAGGCCUGAAAUAGGUUCGGGCUUGUUUUGGAGAACAGCAUUACAUUUAAAUAUAGUUUCUUUUCUGUGUUCAAAGAAGACUGAAAAAAUUCGGUGAGAAACCAAAUCAACAGCUGGGUGGAGAAUUGCUCUCGAGUAAGCAUGUCUGCAGUGCUUCUCGGCACAUUUGAAGCAUUCUGUAUGGCCGAUCAGCUCACCAUAGCUUUUGAAGCUCCAUUCAUUGCAGUUGGAGUAGAUGACCCUUAAAGGUCUCUUCUGACUCAGAGGAUUCGAUGUACGUUUCUGAGGGUAUCUCCUUAAGAUGCUUGGCUCUCCUGAGUGCUGCCAUCUUCUUGGAAACUGCUCUUUGAGAGCCCGUUCCUUCUGUGCAGCUGCGGACCUGCAUGGAGAGGACAGUGCUGCUGCACCCUGCUUUGGGCAGGAGGCACUGCUCGUCCCAAAGCUGCACCCCGCUGGGUGCAGUAACUGAAUGAUUCCACUGAAGUAAGAAGAAAGGGCGGUUUGUGUUGAUACUGUUAGUAGCUCGAGGUCCAGACUUGCUGAGAACUUGUGGAAAGGAGGCUGAGUAAAUGCAGUGAGUUGUUGUUGUCCCCUGAAACUGUAAAUGCUCCUGGAGCAAAUGCUGCUAACCACAUUAGUAACCUGACAUGUUAUUUCCAGAGGUGUUCGCUCUUGGCCUAACUGCUGCUAUUUCGGGUCAUAAGUUCCAUCCUAGGUUGCAGUGGAAGCAGGAGAAAGGCCAUUGGAAGAGACCACACCCCAUGAAUGUGGCCUGUGCUUCUGUAACAACUGCAUUUGUGAUAAGCCCUUGCCUCGGAAGCACCCAGAGAGCAGCACAGUGUUUGCUGCUCCCCAGGAGAAGCAGGGGCCCUGCAGAAAGCCAUCGUGUUUCAGCUCAGGCCCUUCUCUUUUCUUUCACUUUCGUAAAGCUGGCUUCCUGCCUCUACUGCGGCUGCUCAUCUGUAAUCUUGUUUUGUGAUUAGGGAGUGCUCUGCCCAGAGAGAAUUGUGCUGGUCAGGCUCAGCUCUCAAAAAGCAGGGGGGGAAACUGCCUCACGCUGACUGGGAAUCGCCUGUGAGCCCACACUGGUGAGGAUGGCUCUGCUCAGUGCUGUUUGGGGGGUUUGAAGCAGAGAUGUUCCGUGGCAGACAGCCCAAUUUGUGCAAGGGAACGAGGUGUUUUCAGGCAGAUCCAACUCUGCAACAUGCACCUAGGUACUCUCACCAAGGAGAAUCACAGAAUGGCUUGGGUCGGAAGGGACCUCAAAAGUCAUCUGGUCCCAACCCCUAGCUGUGGGCAGGGCUGCCACCCACCAGAUCAGGCUGCCCAGGGCCCAUCCAACCUGGUCUUGUGCAGCUCCAGGGGCAUCUGAGAACAUCCACACUACACCCAACCUCUGUGGGUUUCCGAAGCAUUCUCUGGGCGGGAGUCUGGACCCUAUUUUAGCACAUGGUGGGUGUUGUUGUUUUUUUGUGUUUUUUUUAUUUUUUUAUUUUUUUUAAUCUUUCUGGGUUGCAUAGCAACAGCAGUAUUUCCAGCAUGCUAACAAAAACAGGAGCAAGUUUAAGAUAGAACUGAAUUGGAUGCUGCCUCUUCUUGAAACAGGCGUUUUGCUUCCAUCCUGCCUCCCUGGAUAACAGACACUGAAAAACUGGUGAUGUGGGAGCGGGGCUGUGGGCCAGGAGUGCCCCAUAGAAGCUUUUCAUUUGGGUUCCUUCUUUGCUGUGUGGGCGGCUACUGCAAGGGAGGCGCAGCCACCUCUGUGCAGGCAGGCUGCGCUGCAGGAAUGUUCUAGGAGGAGAACCCCGAGUAACCACUUGAGAUAGGAAAAAUUGUUCUUGGAGGCAGUAAGAGGGGGAAAAAAAAAAAAGAGAAGAACACAAGUGUAGUAGGUCUGCAUUUCAAUCCUUGGCAUUCAAAUGAGUGACUUUUUAAAAAUAUCUUCAGAGGUUUUGGUUUUGGGGCCUGGGGGUGGGGAGGUUAGUUAAUUUGACAGUCUUUUCUCCUUCCUCAUGCCCAAAGAUAAUUAUAGCAGAGGCUUGGUAAGGAAGGAGAUUAAGCGUGUGCCAGCUUUUCAUUUUGGGGAUGCAACUUUCAGCCUUUGUUUGAUAAUUGAAAACGAGCAGUCGCACCACAUCUGUUCUCAAUCACACGAACCACUGAACGGGAUGGCAUGAAGGCCGCAGUGUGCGGCAGCAGCGGUGACAGCAGCGAGAACUGAGCUGUGCGUGGGUGCCUGUGUGUCCCACUGGAUCCUUGUCCCCAGCUCAGGGUGCCGAUCGUCUGCUGCCCCUAUCAGUGCCAGAGAGCGUAGAUGGAACACAUCCGUGUCUCUGCAGGGACAAUAUUAACUUAGCACUAAGGAGCCGCGUGAGUCUUGCCGUGCUCGGAUCCCUGCUGCCUGACUCACCAAUAAAGCAUCUUCAUCAUAUUGUUUCAUUAUAAUUAGAUGGGAGGGGAAGGGGAAUAUCAGCUAUAAAAGUUUACUGAACGUGCAUUUAACUCUUCAGGUUUUUUUAAAAACCAUAGCCUUUUUGUUUAUUUUUAGCACAGUUCUGCUGUCCUCGUGCUAACUCAUUUAUUUCAAAAUGAAGAUCUGCUUGUGAUUUCUUUUUUGACUACAACUGGUCUAAAUUUCUGAUGGCACACUAAGUUACUAAAUAUUUGAUAGAGAAGGCUCUGCAUUCCAAUAGCACGCCCAUUACGUGGCUUGGCUUAUCUAUGUGGAAAUGUUUUCUUGCUUUGCAUAGAGCUCUGUACUUACUGAAUUGUGUUUUCGUAUUGAAUCUGCUUUUUGCUGUGCUAUCCAAACAGGAAAUGUAAACAUUAAUCAGUGCGUAGAGACUUAAGGAUGUAGCUUCCGGAGGAAAUCCUACGGCUGUGCAAAAUUGCUGUGCCUGGAGAAGGAAUAUGCCAUGCAGAUCGUGGUCUUGAUGUUCUGGUCUUGCUCGUGGCUGGCUUGCGUGCCUGACUCAUGGUGUCUGGGGGAGGGAGCCAUCUGAGACGUGGGUGAGGUGAUGGGAGGUGGAGGGGGAAGAUGCAAGGCAGCAGCACUGGGGUGAGCUCUUGUGAAUUUAACCCAAAACUUAAGUGUAGUCUGAAGCAACGUUUAAACAAGCUAUGCAAACUGAAGAAUUCUUGGUCUGGGUUAUGUUUGGGAUUUCUUCUGUGUGCAAAAUGGAUCCUUAUUCUCCAGCAUGGAAGACAGUAGAGUAAAGGAAUAGCGUACUUUGCGGCCAUGAUGUUGUGUCCAGUGGUGGUGCGUGUUCCUGUUUCUCCACGUGGCAGUGUGUGUCGUUUCAGAGGUUUAAUUUUCAACAUUAAGAUUCUUGGAACCCUGAGGGUAGUUAGAGAGAUCAGGGGACUUCAGUUGUAUCUUUUAGGGGUAAGUGGAGUGAAUAUCCCCUCUACAGCAGGGUUCCUCAGAGCUCUACAAAUUUCCUACCCAAGCAGCUGCAAUUAUUCAAGGAUGCACUUGAAUGCAAAUUCUUGCUUGUCACUCUGGAAUGCGGUGUUGAUUCUCAGAAGGGCUUGCUGGCAAUAUGUAUUAAACAAUUUUGGGGGGAUGAAAAUUCAUUUUAGCCAAAAUUUUCAUGGUUGUUAGGCUUCAAUUCUAAUGGUUAAUCUCUGCGGAGUUAGUCCAGUAAUACCAUGAAUGGGAAGCACUGAAAUUCUUGGAGCAGAACGUGCAUUGCUUUACUUACGGAUUCGUAGCUUAUGAAAAUAACUACAGAAUCUGAGAGUAACUGUAUGGAAGUGGAGUACAUAACCCAUGAUAUGGAAGUCUCUUGGGAGCUUUCAUAUACAGAAAGGCUGUUGUGUGCAGGAGUGUUGAGAGCAUGGAGGCAUUGAAAUGAUUAUUGGUUGAAUAAAAGAAAGACGUUUUCCUUGAAGGACAGUAUUCACUUGUAAAUAGCUGCUCCAUUGAAAACCAUUUUGUGCAGAAUAGUUUUAAUUAUAUUUGACUGAAUUAUUAUUUGUGGCUCACAUCACUCCUUGCCUGUAUUAAUGUUUCAAAGAUUACAAGAUACAGAUUUUGAAUCAGCUCCUGAAAACACAGAUUUCAGUCAGAGUACUUCUGCUGUGCCGGCUGCCAAACUUGAGAGGACAUAGAAACAGGGAUGCUGCAGAGCUGCCUCAUCUUUAAGCAGCUCUCAUUCUCCUGAGACCUUCUCAGAACUGCAGAGGAGCAGAAUGAGUGGCAGUGACAGUCAGCAGUGGGAAUUCCUUGAGAUUUCAGGAGGAAGGUUCUCACAGUGGAUGGUGGUCAGACUGGAGGAGGUUGCCCACAGAGUUGUGCAGUGUCUGUCCUUGGAGUGACCUGACACUGGGCUAGAUGGUGCCAUCAGCAGCCUUCUCUUGUUGGCUCUGCUGCCACUGGGAGGUUGGAGUAAGUGAUCUAUGGAGUUCCUUGCCUGCCUCAAUCACAGCAUGAUCAUAUUCGGUAACCUGAAGAGGCAUAAACAGCUCUUGAGUUCAAAAUGCAUGACACAAAAUUAAGUCAUGGUAUCAAGCUGCUUUAAAAGUGAAAGAAUCAUUUGGGUCGGAAGGGACCUUUAAAGGUCAUCUAGUCUGACUCCCUUGCAGUGAACAGGGACAUCUACAGCUUGAUCAGGUUGCUCAGAGCCCAGCCUGGGCUGAUCUUGAAUGUUUCCAAGGAUGGGGUGUUCACCACCUCUCCGGGCAACCUGUUCCAGUGCUUCCUUAAAAGUAAUGUGGGGCAACACUCUUAGUAGUGCCACCAGUGUGAGGUCAUUCUACAGUCAGAGGUUUCAAAUGGGAAAGAAAAAUGCGUGUAUGCAAUCUCAGUUCAAUAGUUUUUGAUCUUAAUUCUUACAGAAGUUGUAUUGCUGCUGCUGCAGUGCACUAAUUACUUCUUGUUGCAUCGUGCAAAUCACAAAUGAGAGAUACUUCUGCAAUUUGCUACCCAGGGAUGGCCAAAAGUUCACUGACACACAGUGGAGCACAAAAAUAGUUCUGUUGCGUCAUAAAAUUAAUUAUCUACAUUUCAAUUAAGGAUUAUGUUUUGAAGUUAAGAGCCACUAUGUUACCCCUUCAGUUUUUAAUGACUUGUAUACAUUUUAAUGCAGAAAAUAUUAACAUUAUUGAUAGGUUUAAUCUGCAGGAAAUGUUGGGCUGUUAAGCUGUAUCAAAUACAUGCUUGGUUUGACGUGUGUUUGCAGGGAGGGGUGCAGAACUGUCUCAUCUCAUGACCUACACCAACACUGAGAGGGCUGAAGAGGCCAAAUAUUCACAUUGCAGCAUGGGUUAUUAACUUCUUAAUUGCAGUUAUAUGUAGUUAAAGGUAAUUCAAGCAAUAAACUUUUUUCUGUCUUGUUUAUUGUGGGAGUUGAAUUUGCUAACGUGACCGUUUGCCAGCUGGAAGCAAUGUACUUUAGGAGUUGACCUCAAAAUAUUCCAUGAAAGGAGGCCAAAUCCUAUUAAACAGGACAUCUAUGCUUCUCUUAGCUUAAGGUGCAAGGCUUUGCUGGGGCUCACAGAUAAAGGCUGUUGUAACCAUCAGUAAUUCUGUUCUUAGAACUUCAGUUGCAUCGAAGCAGUAAGCGGGAUCUAAAGAAAAUGGCUGGGAAAAAAACACAAGUUUGGGAAUGUGCCACUUCAGUUUGGCAGGAGAUACUUAAAAUUGAAAACCGAAAGGAAACAGUGACAUCACAGACCUUCAAAAACCAGUAUGGUUGAAAAAAGUUUGGGGGAAGGUUUACUUUAUCCUGGUAGUUUCAACAUUUGCAUUGGUAGUGCAGCAAAGGUAAUGUAAGUCUGUGGUCACGGGCAUGCAGAAAGAAUAAUACAUUACAUAAAUCACAGAUGACUGAGCUAGCGUGUUCAUAAAGGGCAAUUUACUUCAUGAAGGAUUAGUGAAUUCUAGUUUUAGUUGCUCUAAAAUUAAUUUAGCAGUUAAGCAAUUGCAUUUAGAAGUUCAGUCCUAUCCUAGGCAGCCCUUAGUAGGGUUAAUCCUUAAGUACAAGACAUUUGCUGGUAAUAUUUUUGAGCACCAGAAUAAUUUCACAGUGUCUCCUUGGCUGUUUAGGGAUUAACUCAUGAAAAUGAAGGAGGAGGUUGACUUUCUUUGGUGUCCAGUACUGAAAGUAAGUGCCGUGGCUGAAAUGCUUUGUGAUAUUCAUAAUGAUCAGUGGGGAGUUUGUAUGAGCUAGAGGCAGGGAUCGUUAUAUGGGCCUAUUUCAACAAACUCAGAGAUGUCAAAACUCAGAUUUUCUGUUGUUAUUAUUUGCAGUCUCACUUUCAUCUGUGGUAGGGAGAGAAGAGGAAGAGGCUGAGCACAGAACCCAGUGGAAGGCAGGCUGGUGCAGUGCCGUGUUCUUCCACGAUGCCUGCUUGGGAGGUAUUGUUCCCUGUGAUAACACGCAUGUAUCAAGGUUAGAAGAGACAGUGCACAAAAACAGCGUGCAUCUGCUUUUGUUGCUCAUACAAGAGAGAAGAGCUGAUGCGUGGCAAGGUCCUCACGCUCUGCAGUGUGUUACAGAGAGGCACCCUGCAGUCUCUCUCCUCAGCCACUGCAGCACCCUUCCAGCGAGGCGUCACCCUGCAAGCAGCAGCGUCGUGCAUGCUGCUGGCAAGCUGCAGCUGCCUGUGAUCAGUGAGCUGCUGCCUUCCCUGUUUAACCUCUCGUCCCGUCUCUCCCAGCCCCGUGCUGCGUCAUGGCCACAAGCUGGGGCUGUCAACCCCCCAUGUGGUGUUAGGAAAUCUCUUCUGCCAUCAUGCAAGCAUCGGCGUCUUGCUCCAAUGUAUGGGCAUCGCAGGGAUGGAGAGGGCGGCCAGGCCCCAGAUAGGUCAGCGCUAAAUUAAUUUGGUGACUUCAUCGUGCUGGCUAACUGGAUGCCAGCCCUGCUGGAGCUCCCAGGCUGCACGCUGCUUUUUGGACUUAAAAGGUGGAAAGGCCAAAGCAACAGCGGGACGGAGACUGUGCUGCUGCACUGCAGCCUAAAUCCCACCAUGGGUGCCAGCGGACUGGAUGCACACGCGCCCUUGCCGGAGCGCUUAAUUUUCCCUUAGCUGAGUUGGGGAAUGGCGGUCAACGUGUACUCUACCUCUAUCACCCAAGAGACUAUGAGCAGACAUGACAUCAUCGCAUGGGUUAAUGAUAUAUUAGCUUUAAACUACACAAAAGUCGAACAGCUCUGUUCAGGAGCAGCUUACUGCCAGUUCAUGGACAUGUUGUUCCCUGGGUGUAUUAGCUUGAAGAAAGUAAAGUUCCAAGCAAAGCUGGAACAUGAAUACAUUCACAACUUCAAGCUUCUGCAAGCAUCAUUUAAAAGAAUGAAUGUGGAUAAGGUAAUUCCAGUGGAAAAACUGGUCAAAGGACGCUUCCAAGACAACUUAGAUUUCAUUCAGUGGUUUAAGAAGUUCUUUGAUGCUAACUAUGAUGGGAAGGAGUAUGAUCCUGUGGAAGCUCGACAAGGCCAAGAUGCUCUUCCCCCACCAGAUCCUGGUGAACAAAUCUUUAAUCUGCCCAAAAAGUCUCACCAUGCAAACUCUCCUACUGCAGGUGCUGCUAAAUCCAGUCCAGCUUCUAAACCGGGAUCAACACCUUCUCGCCCAUCUUCAGCAAAAAAGGCUGCACCAAGCAGCUCAGCAUCCAAAUCAGAUAAAGAUUUGGAAACUCAAGUCAUACAGCUCAGUGAACAGGUACAUUCGUUAAAACUUGCACUUGAAGGAGUGGAGAAGGAAAGGGACUUCUACUUUGGCAAAUUAAGGGAGAUUGAACUUCUCUGCCAAGAACAUGGGGGAGAGAAUAAUGACCUUGUCCAUCGGCUAAUGGAAGUCCUCUAUGCUUCAGAAGAACACGAGAGCCACACAGAGGAGCAUGAAGGAGAAGAGCAGGUCCACGAACAGCCCCAGCAGCAGGAGGAGUACUGAUUCACGCAGCGUCUCUGACAAUUUUCAUUUUGUGUGAGAACUUUCUUCUGGAGAAUGGAACAUGUGUGGCCUCAAACUUGAAAUCAGUUCACUCCCAGUCUGCCAUUAACAUUUAUGUACCAUAGUGAGUGCCAGCCAACCACUGCAUUCUGUACCCAUACUUUGCCAAGAUGCGUUUGCAGAAGUCUUCUUUCAAUGUAUCCUCCUGAGAGGCUGUAGGGCUACAUCACCUACUGUACAUCACUGCAACUUCACCACUUGGCUGCUUGAGAUUUGUUCUGCUCUUUAAGAAAAUAUAUAUAUUUAUUUUUUUUUCUUUUUGUCUUAAGUAUGAUACACUUGUAACUUGUUCUAACAUAUUUAUAUUGGCAUUUUGUGUGGCAAGAAGUACCGUACCACUAGCUGUGUCUCUCACUUUGUGGUGCUUUGGCGUUUUCUCGUACGUCUGCCCUGGGGCGUAAAUUUGGUCAAACAAUUGGAAUAAAGGGAUGCAGUGGAAGUCAUGUUCAAGCCAUAACGAUGAGAUGUGUUGUGGAGGAAAAUGCUCGUGUUGCUCACGUUUGUUCCUUUCCUGCCUUUACCAGAUGGGGGGCAAAGCAUCUGUUUCACUAGGAGAGAUUUAAAGCCUUGUGUUAGAAAGCUGCAUGGUAUGUUUUUUGGCUUAUUUCUGGAGGACAGACAUCCACUUAAGUUCUUCAAAACCUUCCUGGUUUCUUGACUAGUCAAUAGACAUUUCCCAGCUUUUCUUCCUUCCUGAGGAAUUCUGCCCCCGCCUGCAGCUGCAGCUCUGCCUCCACAGGGCACAGUGCUGACGGAGGUGAAGAAAUCUCCUUGACACAAGUGUAGCUGCAGAGCACCAUCUCUGCCAUCACACUUGGCUCCGCACCCUCAGAAGAGGACAAAGUAGAGCAGCUGUUUCCUUCCGCUCUGCUGCCCCCACCAUACAAGCAUGGAUGAGGAAACCAACCACAGAACCAGCCCUGAAAACCUCCCAACCCCCUGAAAGUGGUGAUGAGCACGUCGUGGGUGCCGAAGCUGCUUCUGAAGCAUGAAGAGGUGUCAAGAAGUCCUCGUGGAGGUGAUGUGCCCAUCCAAUUGGCUGAGGGCACCACACUCGGCUGAGUCCUCCAGCGAGGCCGGCAUGCUGCACAAGUACAUCAAACCUGGAGGUGCCUGUGGUGAGAGUGCUCCCUUCCAGAACGGUCCCUGCUACCCUGUUCUAAAGGAUGGUAUUUUAUCAACAGAAAUAUCUUAAAGUGUAUAAAGCAUUCCUUGUUUUUAUUGUGAAACUGUGCAUUCUAGUUGCUCUGAAUAUUUUAUGCUUGGUAUUCUUGGCCUCUCACUUAAUUUUCUGAAUUCUGAAUCGUUCCUCUAGUUAAGCAGGUACUUGGAAGUCCCAGCUCAGUCUGCAGUCAUUGAAAAGUUCAAAAGCCCGUAGAACAGCAAAAUCACCUUAGGUCUAAAGCUAACCUAGCCUCAAGCUCAGGUUCCCAGCUGAUGCUUCCACAGAAAGGGUUUUAAUGAAUCAGCUCCCAAACACACACACACACCCACACACACACACACACGCAGCUUUCUGUUCCCAAGAAAUCUUUUGCAGCUAAGUGGCUCUGAGUUCAAUGUGAGAACGCUGCUGUUGUGCUGCGCCGCAGGCAAUCUAUAGAAUCCUGCUAGACAUUAGAACAGGUAUUUCUGUUCCCUUGAUCACUUCCCCCGCCCCGCAGAAGAGUUUUGGACCAUCCAGGUUGAGGGUUUCCUAGCUGUGCCUCCAGCACUGAGUUCACAUCCAGCCCGGUAACACCAAAAGUGCUGCAACCAGCAGUGCAGUGCUUCCCUUCCUGAUUUUGAUUGGAUACAAGUAAGAUCUGGUGUACAAAAUGCGUAUUUUCCAAAUGAAUUAUUUCCAGGAAUCACCACAGAUGGGGGAAUUGUCAUUUUCAUUGUAUUUGUGUUUAUUAGAACAUAUGUACUUAUUACAAUUGUCAUUGUAAUAAACAGUAGUUCUUCAUAA
Messenger RNA from Gallus gallus (chicken), 11355 nucleotides. It is a transcript of the gene MAPRE2, whose product is annotated as microtubule associated protein RP/EB family member 2. Gene Ontology annotation, molecular function: microtubule plus-end binding. Gene Ontology annotation, biological process: spindle assembly; regulation of microtubule polymerization or depolymerization; protein localization to microtubule plus-end. The record is from RefSeq and is a predicted model, not a curated record. The transcript has 8 exons. The coding region runs from base 8493 to 9344 and encodes 283 amino acids. NCBI's taxonomy places the organism in Eukaryota, Metazoa, Chordata, Aves, Galliformes, Phasianidae. Gene Ontology annotation, cellular component: spindle midzone; microtubule organizing center; cytoplasmic microtubule.